This is a messenger RNA of Parasteatoda tepidariorum (common house spider), 922 nucleotides long. RefSeq lists its product as uncharacterized. Lineage: Eukaryota; Metazoa; Arthropoda; Arachnida; Araneae; Theridiidae. The record is from RefSeq and is a predicted model, not a curated record.
AAAUUUCAAAUUCAAAACAAAACAGGGUUUAAAACUCAACUGUUAAAAUUCCCACGAAAUUAAUAAUGUAUUGAAAAUAAAUGUUUAUGAAUCUAAAAUUGGAAUGCUGUCGGUAUUAGAUACCGUUUUAAAAGUUUUGGUUGACCCUCCUUUUCCUUCUCCAGAAACAAACAAGAAAAAAUCCUCAGAAGAAAAAGUGGCAAAACCUAAAGUUGAAAGAAGUUGUGGAUCAAUUUCAAUUCAAGCAACAAACCAGAAAAUUUCAGGAAAGCGAAAAGUGGUAAAACCUAGAGGUGUGAAAACUUUUGGGACAGCAUCAGCUCAAGCUAAAAAGAGAAAAAUUGCAACUUUACCUAAGUUAAACCAGAAGAAAAAAUUGGUGAAACCGAAAGCUGUAAAAAGACUUGGAUCAAUUACGGAUAGAGCUAAAAAGAGGAAAAUUGUAGCUUUACCUAAGUUAAACCAGAAGAAAAAAGUGGUGAAACCCGAAGCUGUGAGAAGACUUGGAUCAAUUACUGCUAAAGCUAAAACGAGGAAAAUUGCAUCUUUACCUAAUUUAAACCAGAAGAAAAAAGUGGUGAAACCGAAAGCUGUAAAAAGACUUGGAUCAAUUACAGCUAAAGCUAAAAAGAGGAAAAUUUCCACCUUAACUAAGUUAAACCAGAAGAAAAAAGUGAUGAAACCUGAAGUAGUAAAAAGACUUAUAACAAUACCAGCUAAUGCUACAGACAAGAAAAUUCCAGCAAAGCAAAAUGUUGUAAAACAUAAAGGCGUCAAAAAUUUUGAAACAACCUUAGCUCAAGCAAAAAAAGGAACGUUUUCAAAUUUAACUAAGAUAAAUCACAGUAAGAAAACAGUAUUGAAACCUAAAGUCAUAAAAAAUCUCGGAUUAAUUGCUGUUAAAGGUAAUUAUGCUUUUUAA